ACAUUUGACAGCUAUAGAUUUGCUUGUCAGAGAGCCAACACUGUAGAUUCGACUUCAUCAAAUAUUAUUGUAAUUAUUUAAAUAGUCAACAAUGGCAUCAAAAAAGUGUUGUCAUGGCUGUCUUUCUGUUGGAAGACGGUUAAAUAUAAUUGAGGAUCACGCUAAACUAUACAAUCGACUGCUGUUGAAGAAAUCAAACCAUACAACUAAGAAGUUGAUGAUGUGUUGGGAAUGCCACCAAAUCUUGAAAAACAUCCAGACGUUCCGUAUGAAGAUAACUCAAGCCCAGAAACUUUUAAGCAAUAAAUCUUUGCCACAGCACUCCCUAUCAAACCUAACUGCAUCGAAGAAAAUUGAUGAUUAUCAAGUAAUAAUAUAUGAAGACGAAAAAAAUAAUAUAACUCCGGCAACUGAAAUAGAAGUGCCUGCUGUGAAGCAGGAACCUAGCGAAGAUUUGUAUAACAAAAUUGUAAUAAAAAAUAAUGAUAUUUAUGAUAUAAAAUUGGAUGCAAUCAAAGCGGAAGUUAAAAAUGAAAUUGAUGGCUUUGAAGGCUUUGAUGAUAAUCAUGAGAUAACAGAAUUAGAUGAAGUAUUAGUUCCUAUUGAUUUGCUGGACAAAAAUACAAAGAAAAAGGUGGAUCGUCCAAGGAAGAGACGGGCAGAGUUGAACCAGAAAUAUAGAACUAUUAUUUUGGAUGAUAUACCGGAUAAGAGGAAUUAUUAUGAUAUAGUCAAGAUAGACCAUGAGACCGUGUUGCACUGGCGCGAGAAGAAAAAGAAACGCACAAGUAGCAAGAAAUUCCAGUGUCAACUCUGUUACGCCGGAUUCUCACAGCAGAAGUUCUACGAUCGCCACCUUACCCUGUUACACGCUCAGAAAAACAAAUUCGAAUGCGACAUAUGCGCGUGCCGUUUCAAGUACCGCCGUCUCAUGAAGCGUCACAUCAACGAGCACUUCGUGCAGUAUUCGUGCAAGAUGUGCGACCAGCAGUUCCCCGCGAGGAACCAGCUGUACGUGCACUUCGCGCACGGCCCGCACGGCCGGCAGAUGGAGUGCAAGAAGUGCGGGGCGAGGUUCGAGUGAGUAUCGUGCGUGUACUACUGCAAGAUGUGUGGCCAACAGU
Cydia splendana is the source of this 1124-nucleotide messenger RNA. Its product is annotated as zinc finger and SCAN domain-containing protein 31-like. The record is from RefSeq and is a predicted model, not a curated record. The coding region runs from base 92 to 1084 and encodes 330 amino acids. The transcript has 5 exons. NCBI's taxonomy places the organism in Eukaryota, Metazoa, Arthropoda, Insecta, Lepidoptera, Tortricidae.